ACAAGUGAAAAAAUACACUCGAUAUCGUCGCGCGGAAGAAAAUUUCGGAAAUUUUGUGCAAAACUUAUCAGUUCACUGUCGCGAAGUUGCGUAUCCGUAUCCGGCCACACGGAUGAGGCGCCGGAAGUGGUUUAGUAUACAGUGCGGACUACUAUAAGCAAAUCCGUUUCGAUUACAUUGUGUGGAAAUACAAGUUUUUUUUAACCGUUCUCUCGUUCGAUCGGGAACUUUUCUCUGUUCCGUUGUUCCAUAUAGUUUUUUUUUCUCUACCACUAUUUGGAUUAUGGCCUUAGCAGCACGGAAAACACCAUCCAAAAUUUAUGAUAUUCAAGCACACAACGGAAAGGUAUCAUGUUUGGACAUCGGCGAAACCGGACGGGUGCUAGUCACCGGAGGACAAGACCGGAACGUCAAUCUUUGGACGCUGGGUAGCAAAGAAUGUUUUAUGUCUCUGACGGGUCACAACUCAGCCAUUGACUGUGUCAAAUUUGCCUAUUCGGACGAUUUUGUCUACUCUGCAGAUGACACCGGCGUUAUCAAACGAUGGGAUCUAAACUCAGGCACCGAGUACACCACAUUUUUUGGGCAUAUGAAAACAGUGCGAACUUUAGAUUUCCAUCCCUACAGUGAGUACGUGGUUUCUGGAAGUCAUGACACUUCGAUAAGGUUGUGGGAUGUUAGGGAGAAAGUGUGCAUUAAACGCUACCGAGGACACAUUUCACAUGUAAACUCCGUUAAAUUUUCCCCGGAUGGACUUUGGAUUGCUUCGGCUGGUACCGAAGGUUGUGUUAUUAUCUGGGACAUCAGGAUGAGCAAACAGUUUAUGGAAUUUACUGAAAGGGAGUCGCCAGCGAUCUGUGUUCAGUACCAUCCAUCAGAUCUCCUCAUGGCUGCUGGACGAAAUGACGGUAGUGUUGAUCUGUAUGAUUUGGAGAAGAAGCAACUGAUAUCGAGAACGGACAAAACCCAUUCGAAGGGUCACACGGUAAAGUGUAUUACAUUUGAUGAAGGAGGAAGAUGUCUGUUUGUGGGUACAGCCGCAGGCAUUUCAAUCGUUGGAUGGGAGCCGGAUCAAGAAUUUGAUCAUGUUGAAUCAAGCUGGACGUUCCUUGGAGACAUGCAAGUAACAUCAAAAGAGUUAAUUUGUGGUUCUUAUGAAAACCGUAAUGUAGCAAUUCAUGCAAUGAAGUUGAGCCAUUUGAAGCCAUUUUACAAUCCAAAAAAUCAACCUUUUAAUCAUAAUCAAAGCUCACGGAAAAGUUUUAGCAAAGGAAGUGGCAAGUUAAGGCUAUCAAUUGGUGACCGAAUGCUUUCGAGCGACGCAAUGGAAGGAAAUUCGAACGGAGGAAUGUCUCCCAAUCUAAGCAUAGAAAUGAUAGACGAAGAAGAAGGUUCUGUGCAUGUAGAACCCAAGACAUUUGACUUUAGCCAUAGUAAUGGCAGCGGAGGAACCAACAGUAACUUUGAUUCCUACACUCCUCCGUCUUCUUCGAUCGCAGUCUCUAAUGUCCCCCCUCCUGUACCACUCGUGAACUCCAACUAUCUGGUCAAGGAAGAAAUGAAAAUGUAUAACAUUAGCAGCUCGACUGGAUAUUCUAGCGACUUGGACUACUAUCCAUGCAAAAACAAUGCUUCCGAUGCUGAAAAGGAAGACUUCCGAGUGGAAAAAGCUCAACCUCCAGAUUAUGCACCAAAGCUCACAACCGGCAAUAACAGCACAGUUCUUAAUUCUAGCAACAAUAUCGGUAACACCACAUCAACAUUGCCAACAUCUUCUAGAAGCACUCUUAUGAGACAGAAGACAGAUUCAAUCAACAAUAGCAGUAGUUUAGCAGCUCAGCGAAGGCCAUCUCAGCCAAAUUUGGUGGCCGCAGCGCGGGCUGCCGCCAGUAGCUUAACCCGUCGAAUAUCAACCAGUAGAAGUACACUAGAGCUGAAUAAGCUUGCUGCGGAAGAACAGGUUACAUUCAAAAAGCCUAUCAGUCGUGGAAGUUCUCCCAUUCGAAAUAACAGCAGCCUAGGUAGUAAAAUACGCAAAAGCGAAAGCUCCGCACAAAUAAACAAUAUGAAAAACUCCACCAAUCGGUACAGCAUGAGCGGACUUGGUGGUAGUGGUGGAAACAGUUCUCAACACAACGCCAACAUCAAGGUGGAGAUCGUGACGAAACCUGUUCGAUCAAAAACUUCCUUGGAUAUGAGGCACCGCAACACGUCCAACGGUGAUAAUCACCAUCACAAUAGCAACAGUGCAACCAUGAAUCGAGCUGGUAUCAUUCAUUACAACAACGGCAAUAACAGUAACAACAACAAUAGCAUGAGUUCUGGAACUGGUCACAGUUUGUCUCACAUUGGUAUCUCGGACGGCGGAGGAGGUGGACUUCUCGAUCGGGAUUCCCUUAUGAUGCCACCGCCAUCAGGGAUCCCCACUGCCAUGCAUCAUCAUCCGGUACCGGUAAUUCGCUUUGUCGGUCAUGAUGGUAUGAGAGGAAGUGGCGGGGAUGGAAUAGGGAUUAUAAAUCGAGGUCUAAGCACCAACGAAGAAUACGAAAUUCAAUUGCUGAUGAACGAACAUGAUAGUGUCUUCCAAGCACUUUGCAAUCGAACUGCUUUACUAGCCACCAUUCGAAACUACACCCAGUCCGGUGACAUGUCUAUGGCAAUGAAAAUUGCCAUCCGAAUGAACGACCCGCAUGUUAUGGUCGAUCUGUUCGGUGCAAUACUGGAGAAAACGGCUAAUAUUUCACUGGACAUGUGUGUACUGGUUCUGCCAAAAAUCUAUGAUUUGUUACAGAGCGAAUAUAAGUUUCAUUGCACCCGCGCCUGCGAUAUGCUCCGGGUCAUUCUGACGACGUUUUUGGUGGUGAUCCGCGAGAACACCGAUCCGUGGGGCGCUUGCACGAUCGGCGUCGACGUCAGCCGGGAGGAACGCGUCAGCAAAUGCAUGGAAUGCAAAACGUGGCUGCUGAGGAUACGGACCCUGCCGGAGAAUCCCAAAAUCGGCACCAACCUGCAGCAACUCCAGAACAUGAUGGUCGAUCUGUGAAACUACUGCUGGUAGGAACCGGACGAAUUCGACUGCCACGGACCGGUGAGCAAUAGUUUGUUUGUUUGUUUUUUCUUCUUCUUCUAAUUCGUCUUUGAAGUUAGUUUUAAUUAUUCCAAUUUGUUGAAAUCAAUCGAAAAUUGUGGGAUCGAUUUGGGGCGUUCCAGCUUUCGUCACACGGUGACGGAGCGAAAUGCCGGACGAUAAUCAAAUAAAACUACAACAACACCGCUAACGCCACUAAUUUAUUAUUGUAACUAGGCCCCGAGCGCAAUUCGUACCGGAAACUGUACAAUUUUAUCAUCAUUUUUAAUUCUCUGGUUUUAACUGUGUUUACGAAGCGUUAGGAUAACGAAUAUAAUUUUAAAUUUAUUGCAAAAUUACGAGCGAAAAUUUAGCAAAUAAACAUAAAAAAAAACAAACACACAACGCUAACGCAUGCCCAUCAACCCUGAAUACAGAUUAAUAAUAAGACUGAAAAAUUUUAAUCGAGAGAUCAUCCUAAUACGAUUAAUCUAGCAUUGAUAGCGGUUUUUUAAUUCGACGCAACCUUAACGGCUAGUUUCCUAAUUGAAAAAGAUUAACCAAAAUCAUAAAAACUAACUAAAAAGAUAAGCAUUUGAUUAAUCAUUAAAGCUUGGCGAGUACCAAGCCUGCCAAUCGAUGCCGAUCGAUUGGAUUAUCUAAAAAUCGGAUACGUCACUAAUAUACAUAAUUGGAUUGAGACGCAACUACAGCGGUGAUGAACAGAGUGCUUUAAAAAGGCCGACAAAAAUUGAUUGUGAUUAACCAUUUGAAGAUUUUGUUUUUAAAUUCUCAACGAAAAUAGGGCAAGGAAAAACUGACUAACAACAUCCUCACAUGGAUACGAAAUCCCGAAAAAAAAGUGCAUUUAAUCAUCAAACACCGUAACAUUCUGCAAAUAUAUGUCAUCAUCAACAACGGGCCCAUACCUAAAUUAAUUUGACACUAAUCGAAUAACUAGAAAAGUAUUUUUUCAAUCCCGAUGGCAUCGUUUUGGAUUUUUUUUGUUUACCGGUUUGAGAUCUUUUGGAUUUUUCUGAAAAUUGAUAUUAUAGGAACUCAAAACGAUUUAGGCAACUAAUCCAAACGAGCUGCUGUCAUAAACUUUCCCUAACCAGUAUCCCUUUGAAACAAUAGUUUGAUCUUAAAUUUCCCAGUAUUAGGUUCGGUUUUUUUCGGAUAACAUUUCAUUUCGUUUGUUGACUUGACUGACUCAAAACGUGUCUUGCACUGUCUUUUGAUACAUUUUGUUCCAGAGAGAUGCACUCAUCUGUGUAGAUCAAUGUAUCCAUUCCCGUUUUAUUUGAACUCAACGUCUUAGUCGUGAGUUUAGGACCUUUAAUUAGUAUUUUCCUUAGUUUGAGAAUGAAGCAGUCUUUCUUCCUGUGAAUGUGUAGAAAUAACACUCCUUAACCUGUACAAAUACCCGUAGAAUAAGAACGCGCUAUAACCGAUGCCAGGCGGAAAAAGACGUCUAGGCGCAGAGAAAAUGACAAUAGAUUUAAUCCAAAACUUGGCAAUCAACUUUCAUCCUUUUUCCAUCAUGCAUUUUCGAGUAAUUCGUACCGUCCGGUUGAUUGUUUACAGCAAUAGGUGUCUAGAAAAUUACCAUAUCUACAUCAUAGAUUGUGUAUUGUGAAAAAUGACUUAGAAAACAGCAAAUCUAGACUUCAGCCAUAACUGACAGAGGAGCUUUUUUUUUGGUUUCGUUUAUAGUCGUUUUACCAUCUUUAUGGCAUUCGCGACUUUAUCAACGUUACAGUUGGCAGAUCGUUAUUGAAAAACUUAUCCGGUACAACUGUGUUCGAUGUUUGCUCUUGGGCUCGAACUCGCGGACAUCGGCACAGGAGACAACAGACUUGCCAACUGAGCUAUAUCACAAGCCCCUGACAGAGGAGCCCUAUCAAGUUUGUGUUUGCGAAUGAAGGGUGUUAAGAAAAAACUAUUCCUACUACGAAACCAAGUUCAAUAAACGCAAAUUAUGAAUUCCUCUGUUUGAAGUUCAAUUCAUACAGAAUGAAGACAAAAGAGUUACCCGAUCUGUCCUUUAAUUUAUUUUCUAAAAAUUUGGUUCUUUUGUCUAGGUGAGCUUUUCUGAAUACUUUAUUCAACGUACAUGUAACUUGAAUUUUCCUUCAUUUUCUUUUGUCUGAUAACUGUUUUUCUUGAAAUUUUGAAAUUUGGACUAAAAUUUCAGAAUGAUUGCGUGUUUAAAUGGUUCAUAUCCAUGGGUUCCAUCUAGACGUUGUUCACAGCAAACCAUUCCUCUUUGUUUUGAUGCCAUUUUCACAUCUAAAAAAAUAACAAGGUCAAAAUCAAACAGUCGGUGAAAUACGCGUCCUUGAAAUCUAGUUUGUUUAAGUUUUCUAAAUGCACAUGAAAAAAUAUCAAUUUUCAAUUGCUCAAUUUCUAAGCAUAACAUUGUUUAUCUGUAUUUGGUCUUAUUUUGUUUUUCGAGUUUUUCAUUGUUUUAAAAUAAAUCUACAGAUGUCCGCAAAAACACCUAGCGUUGAAACUUACUCAAUUUGACGGUACAAUAACAAUAGUUCAACCAUAUUCUAAUGUCGAUAGCUAACCACAAGCGCUGUAAAUAACUUGCACCAAAAUCCUUCCAUUAAACAUAUUUUAUAUAUCACAUCUCUGCUCACCCAUUUGUUCAUUGAUGCAUCCAUCCAUGAGCAACAGUUCCAUUGAAAAACACACAAACUAUUAGCUAAGACUAGUGAUUUUUAGCCCAAAGUAACACCCCCAAAAAACAAACUACACGCAAAUGUAGUGCGUGCGUUGAGCAUCGAAGCAAAGCAAGUGCACGAUCGAGCUAAAAUAGAUAAGUUUGCUAAGCCCUAACAUGCUAAAACAUAAUGAACUAAUCUGAAACAACAGAAAAUUCAAGUGCCUUCAAGAAGUAAUAAUAAAAAAACUGGACGAAAAAAAUGCAAUGCAAAUCAUGACUAGAACACUAUUUGAAGCUCUAAGCAGAAAACAAAUAUUUUUACAGAACAACAAUAGAAAAGUAAAAACUCACAGUUUUUUUUAAUACUACACAAAUUUAGUAGGAAAGCAAUGCAUUUAAAAUGGAAGCAAAUUUGUUGGCGAAAGAAACAUAACCAUAAAGUGAUAAAACAGUGAAUUGGAUCUCGUUCUAUCAUUAGGUUUAUUAUUGAAAAACAAACAAUGAUAUCAAGUUUAUGAACGAGAAUCAAUAAAAGUUUAUGCACCCGCUAUCAAAUACCAUUGGCAAUUCGUUUUAUUUUCGAUUGCGAUGAAGAAAGAGAAUUGUUUGAAGGCAGAGAAAAAAAACACGAGGAAACAUUUGCUAUUUAUUGUAAACACACAGCAAUACAAACAAAAUCAACACAAACACACUAAAACU
This is a messenger RNA of Uranotaenia lowii, 6440 nucleotides long. It is a transcript of the gene kat80, whose product is annotated as katanin p80 WD40 repeat-containing subunit B1. The transcript has 6 exons. Gene Ontology annotation, cellular component: katanin complex. The coding region runs from base 284 to 3043 and encodes 919 amino acids. The record is from RefSeq and is a predicted model, not a curated record. Lineage: Eukaryota; Metazoa; Arthropoda; Insecta; Diptera; Culicidae. Gene Ontology annotation, molecular function: microtubule binding. Gene Ontology annotation, biological process: microtubule severing; microtubule depolymerization.